Molecule: messenger RNA, 6325 nt
Organism: Gracilinanus agilis (Agile Gracile Mouse Opossum)
Lineage: Eukaryota; Metazoa; Chordata; Mammalia; Didelphimorphia; Didelphidae
Gene: CAPN15
Product: calpain 15
Exons: 11
Coding region: 23-3289 (1088 amino acids)
Biological process (GO): proteolysis
Cellular component (GO): cytoplasm
Molecular function (GO): calcium-dependent cysteine-type endopeptidase activity
Source: RefSeq, a predicted model, not a curated record
CCACACCCACUCGCCUGGUUCUAUGGCCGCAGUCCGGGAGUGGUCCUGUACCCGGUGCACAUUCCUGAACCCCGCCGGCCAACGCCAGUGCUCCAUCUGCGAGGCCCCCCGACAGAAGCCCGACCUCAACCACAUCCUGCGGCUCAGCGUGGAAGAGCAGAAAUGGCCCUGUGCCCGCUGCACCUUCAGAAACUUUCUUGGCAAAGAGGCCUGCGAGGUGUGUGGCUUUACUCCAGACCCUCUGCCAGGGACAUCCCCUCUGCCCAUCAUCAAUGGGGUACUCCCUAAGCCCCCCACCAUCUUAGUGGAGCCCAAAGGGAGCUGCAAAGAGGAGGCGGCGCUGAAGGUGGAGGCCGGGGAAUCGGGAACCAAGAGCCCCAAGGAAGCGGAGCCAGAGAGCGGGUGGGCCUGCCAGCGAUGCACCCUCCACAACACUCCCGUCGCCAACUCCUGCUCUGCCUGUGGGGGCCCUCGAAAGCUCUCGCUGCCCAAGAUCCCCCCGGAGGCCCUGGUGGUCCCUGAGGUCAUCACCCCUGCCGGCUUCCACGUGGCUCCUUCCACUCCACAACCCAGCUUGCCCCCAGAUCUUCCCGAGGUUGACUCCACCUCAGCUACCCCAGAUCCCUCCGCUCCGGAGCAAGAGCUCCCCAAAAUGCCAUCGUUCAGUCCUUUUUCCCCCACCCUGCAGAACAACCCAGUCCCUAGAAGCCGCCGGGAGGUACCUCCCCAGCUACAGCCGCCGGUGCCUGAGGCUUCCCAGCCCACAACGACCCCCCCCGGACCCAAGGGCUCCCCCCAGGGGCAGGGCCGAGCACCUGCCGCCGCCCGCUUCCAAGAAAUCCUAGCCAGCAAGCGGCUGAGCGUGCUGGAGGAGGAGGCAGAAGCCAGCUCCCCUCUGUGGAGGUGCAGCUCCUGCUCCCUGGCUAAUCCGUGCGGCACCUCGAGGUGUGAGAACUGCGGCGCCCCCCAAGGCAGCGACGUCAUUGACCUCACUGGGGACACCGUCCGCUUCACCCCCGCCAGCCCCUCCAGCCCUGACUUCACCACCUGGUCGUGCGCCAGAUGCACCCUCAAGAACCCCACCGUGGCCCAGAAGUGCAAAGUGUGCGGCUCAUCCAAGCUGCACGGCUUCCAGGAGCACGGCGGUGGGGCCGCCCCGGGGGAGCCCGCCACCCGCUGCCCAGACUGCAGCGCCGACAAGCCCGGGGACUGCUGCUGCGGCCGGGCCCCCUCGGCCCGCAAGGCCGCCCGUCUCUUCCCCUCGCCGCCCGCCGCGCUGUCCGAGUGGGCCUGCCCGGCCUGCACCCUGCUUAAUGAGCUGAAGGCCAAGAACUGUGCCGCCUGCCACACUCCGCAGGGCUGCGUGGCCCAGCGCAAAGGAGCCAGGCCGCUGACGCGCAGGGAGAGCAUGCACGUGGAGAAGCGGAGGCAGACCGAUGAAGGCGAGGCCAAGGCCCUGUGGGAGAACAUCGUGAGCUUCUGCCGGGAGAACAAAGUUAACUUUGUGGAUGACAGCUUCCCCCCUGGUCCUGAGUCUGUGGGCUUCCCUGAAGGAGACAGUGUCCAACAGAGGGUAAAACAGUGGUUACGACCUCAUGAAAUCAACUGUAGCAUUUUCAAAGAACAGACAGUUGGUUGGUCAGUGUUCCGGACACCCCGGCCCUCCGACAUUCUGCAAGGACUCCUAGGAAACUGCUGGUUCCUCAGUGCCCUGGCAGUGUUGGCUGAGCGCCCGGAGCUGGUGGAACGGGUGAUGAUCACCCGUACUCUCUGUCCAGAAGGGGCAUACCAGGUCCGGCUGUGCAAGGAUGGCACAUGGACCACAGUGCUGGUUGAUGACAUGCUGCCCUGUGACGAGUGUGGGUACCUUCUCUUCUCUCAGGCCCAGCGGAAACAGCUGUGGGUUGCUCUCAUGGAGAAGGCUCUGGCCAAGCUGCAUGGUUCGUACUUUGCCCUCCAGGCUGGGCGUGCCAUCGAAGGCCUGGCCACACUCACUGGUGCCCCCUGCGAGAGUCUGAUGCUGCAGGUCAGCUCCACUAACCCCCGGGAGGAGCCCAUUGACACUGACCUCAUCUGGGCCAAAAUGCUGAGUUCUAAGGAGGCUGGGUUCCUUAUGGGUGCUUCUUGCGGAGGAGGCAACAUGAAGGUGGACGACGCAGCCUACGAGAGCAUGGGCCUACGUCCCCGCCAUGCCUACUCCAUUCUGGAUGUCCGGGAUGUCCAGGGCUUCAGGCUCCUCCGACUUCGGAACCCUUGGGGACGAUUCUCCUGGAAUGGCAACUGGUCAGAUGAGUGGCCUCACUGGCCUGGGCACUUGCGCCAUGAACUGAUGCCCCAUGGCAGCAGUGAGGGGGUCUUCUGGAUGGAGUACAAUGACUUCAUGAGGUACUUUGAUUCUGUUGAUAUUUGCAAAAUCCACUCAGACUGGCAUGAAGUGCGGGUGCAGGGUGCCUUCCCCAAUAAGGCAAGCGGGCCCAUCAUGGUGACCUCCCUGACUGUGCUAGAACGAGCCACCCUGGAGUUUGCUCUCUUCCAGGAGGGGAGCAGACGGUCAGACACCGUUGACAGCCAUCUCCUGGACCUUUGCAUCAUGGUGUUCCGAGCGACCUUCAGCAGUGGGAAUAAGCUGAGCCUGGGCCGACUCCUGGCCCACAGUAAGCGAGCGGUGAAGAAGUUUGUGAACUGCGACGUGAUGCUGGAGCCGGGGGAGUAUGCAGUCGUGUGCUGUGCCUUCAACCACUGGAGCCCCACCACAACAGCUCAGGUUUCCAGCCCCACAGGAGGAGUAGGGCGCUCUGCCCCAGAGCCUCCUGGGCACAUAUUGGCUAUCUACAGCUCGAGACUGGUCAUGGUGGAACAGAUCGAAGCCCAGCCCACCACUCUGGCCGACGCCAUCAUCCUCCUGACCGAGAACAAGGGUGAGAGGCAUGAGGGCCGGGAGGGCAUGACCUGCUACUACCUGACACACGGCUGGGCAGGCCUGAUCGUGGUCGUAGAGAACCGGCAUCCCAAGUCCUAUCUGCACGUGCAGUGUGACUGUACCGACAGCUUCAAUGUAGUCUCUACUCGAGGCAGCCUCAAGACCCAGGACAGCGUGCCCCCCCUGCACAGGCAGGUGCUGGUGAUCCUAUCUCAGCUGGAGGGAAAUGCGGGCUUCUCCAUCACACACCGCCUGGCUCAUCGAAAGGCUGCCCAGGCCUUCCUCAACGAUUGGAUGUCCACCAAAGGGACCCACAAUCCUCAUCUCACAGCUGAGGUGGCUGGGCUCCAUGGACCCCGGCCCCUAUGACCCACGUUCUGCCCUUCCAGGGCACCCCACUCCCCCCGCCCAUCUCCUUGCUUCAUGCCUUCUGUUUGGGUUCCCAGCCCCUUCUGCUCCUCACUGCAGCAGAACCCAUUGAUCUCCCGACCUCUGUCGGCUCCCAUUCCCUCACCCACAGUCACACCUUCUUCUUGAUUACUCUAAGGGUUCUUCUGGAGUCUCUGCCUUGGAGCCAGCACACCUGAAGUGAAGAGAAGGCCCAGGCCCUGGCUGUCUGUCUUGGGUCUGCCCUAGGGCUGAUCGAGAGAGAUCAGACCAGGUUUGGGAUUGCUAUCACUUCCCCUCCCCCUAGUUGCAUGCACUUUAUAAGGGAGACUUGGAGGAUGUAGGGGGCAGGGACUUAACAAUGCUUGAACCUUAGAAAUCUCAGGAUCCCCACCCAAGGGACACAGACCUGUAGCCUGAAGUGGGCAUUACCAACCUCCUGAUUAUGACAUCCUCCUUUUUACCGAGUGGAGAGCUGAAUGGUGGCUGCCCAGAGGUGGGACAUGGUGGUGAGCCCGCAUGGUCCAGGACCCAGCCAUGGCAUCCGCUUCUUGCAAAACUAAAUACCUCUAAAGAAGACACUGGUUGUCUCCACUGUGGCCAGUCCCCUGGGAAGCUGCUAGAGAUCUAGCUGAGUGGAGAAAAAAGGCUAUGAGGGCUGGGGUUCAAGGGUGGGUUGGAGGAGAUAUCCCUCUGAGCCCCUUUUCUGGUUUCUUCUGUCACGGGAAUUUGGGGGCCUUCCCCUGGAAAAUUUUAGCCAGGAUCUCAACCACAAAACCAAAAUACUCCUGGGGGCAGGAUUGGAAGUAUUUCAGUGUUUUUGGAAGGAAGGCUUCCAUCAGAGGUCCCUGGCUCAGAGCUUUCAGGUCUAAGCUCAUCUCUUCCUUCCCCUUCCCUGAUUCAUCUCCUUUCAGGGAUACAGCAGCCAUCUCUCUCUCCCCAUUUCCUAACCUCACCCCCCGGGUAAUGGGGACCUACUACCCCAGUUGAAGGGACUAAAGUCCUGAAGGCAGCUGGGUACCCCCUGGCUUUUUACCUGCUCUGUGGGGAGGGUUUGUCAGCAGCUGAGCAGGAAGACAGGUGAGGCCCAGAAGGAUGUUGUAAAACAGAAUGAAGUGAUGUCUAAAGGAGAUGGAAAUAAAAGUGGGGAGUCCAAAGGCCUGGAUUCAAACAGAAGGUCCUUUCUUGCCUCUCCUCAUGAGCCCUUCCCUUCCCACCCCCACUAAUGAUACUAUGCAACUCCUGGAGAGAGCAGUGCUAGGAUAGAAGCCAUGACCCUGAGGAUGGAGAGACAGAGAUCGAACCCAGGGCUGCCCUGGGGUGGGAAGAGGCUGCCGUGGCAGGGAAUUUCACUUAGGCCCCUUCGUGGUCAUUUAUUCUAUGUCCAGCUAGGCCUAGGAUAGGGGUGGGAGGGAAAAUAUCCGUAAGAUCCCCAAGUGGCCGUGUUGCCAAACGGGAAUCUUCAUUUUUCAUGGAAUUCCUUCUCAAACCUUUAGACGAACCCUUCUGCCUGUGAGGCCAGGGUGUCAGGGUUGACCAGGUUGUUCUGAACCCCUGGCGAAAGGGGUGGGAUAGAGUAGGAGGUCUGCCUCACCUGGGGAGGGGGCCAGUAGGCUCACUUCUCUGGCCGCAGAGGCUCUUGAUGUGACAGAUAUCUGUUCCCAGUUAAGUUCCAACCCCUCCCAGGCUCUCCCCCGCUGCCCAAGGCUACAGCCACUUGGGCUAGGCUUGUCUCCAGCUCAGAACAACCUGCCACCCCAGACUAUCGGCCAUCUUAGCCCCAACCCUCACUCGGGCUCCUGGAAGGUGUGGAGGGCCCUAGAACCUGUCUCCCUUUUGGAACCACAAAACCAGGUAGGGUGUUCCCCCCCCCCCCCCCAGGUGCCCCAAGGUUUGAAGUUUUGUACUAAGUAAAACAGGCACUUAGGAAACCCAGGAUUCCUCCCCUCCGUGACUCCUUAGGUGCUACGUUUUUAAACCCAGGGCCCUCUCUGCGAGUCGUACCCCCAGCAGCAGGGGGAAGGGGAGGGCCAGUUGGAGUCAUUGUUCCCACUUGGCUCUGGCUCCAGCUGAGACCAGCCAGCUUGCCGUCCAUUUGGGCAGCCUGGCUCAGCAAAGACUUCGGAAUAAUAAUUCAGGUUUCAGAAAAGUACUCAAUAGAAGCAUGUCACAGUGUAGCGUAGCUCACAACUCGCAUUUGGAUAUCCCCCAGGUCAAAUGACAUCCUCCAGACCCAGCAGCUCCCAGCAGCCACCCCCAGUGCCAGGCAGUUCGCCUAGUACACGUUAGUCUUGUCCCCAGCAUCCCUUUUGCAGAGGGCCUUUUGCUAUCAUUAAGUUACCAAAUCCCCUCUCAUAUUCCCAAGCCCCAGCUCUUUUUUCGGAAGCCCAGGGUGAAAAAUCCAGCCUCCGGGGUGGGAGUGGGGAUAGUCUCAGCCUUGGGGCCCAAGUGGCUGGUAGAGCCCCAGCGAUUGCUUUCCCCACCACCUUCCCUAUCCCUGCCCCCCACUGAUGUACCCCUUUCCCCCAGCAUUCCCCAUGCCCCCACCACCAGAGUGGGGGCGGCCGGGGGAUGUUUAAUUCUUUGGUGUCUGUUUUGUGAAUGUCUGAGCCCGGGCUCCCUGCAGGAGGGAGGAAUGGGAAGGAGGCUCCCCAGUCCUUGGCCCUCCUGCAGGACCCCACCUCUGCACUGCCUCAUCAGACCUGCUGCCCCCCCUCCCCUGGCAGCGGGGAGCCAAGCUCAUCCAGCCCUUUGUUUCUGUGGUUCCCUUUUUUUAAAAAAAAAAUCUGUCAAAAAAUACCUAAAACACUAUAAUCUUCCCUUCUUUUUAUUUCCUUUUAUUCUCUUUGAGCUGUGAAUAUUUUUAACCCUGUAAAUACUGUCCAGCUCUUAUGAAACAUAGGCUAUUUUAUCAAUUGUAAAUCAGAACUGUAAUCCCUGUAUGAUACGAAUUCUCCAUGGGUGGUUUUCAGACUCAGGCUCCAAUGGACCAAAUAAAAAGUUUUGUUUUUUAAUGAA